Messenger RNA from Elephantulus edwardii (Cape elephant shrew), 1194 nucleotides. RefSeq names its product serologically defined colon cancer antigen 3 (gene ENTR1). Gene Ontology annotation, cellular component: midbody; recycling endosome; ciliary basal body. The annotation marks the transcript as partial. Gene Ontology annotation, biological process: positive regulation of cilium assembly; positive regulation of protein localization to cilium; regulation of cytokinesis. The record is from RefSeq and is a predicted model, not a curated record. NCBI's taxonomy places the organism in Eukaryota, Metazoa, Chordata, Mammalia, Macroscelidea, Macroscelididae. The transcript has 9 exons.
AGAGCCCGGAGCCUCAUCAUUCCGGACGCUCCCGCGUUCUCUGAGCGCCGGUCUGGUCUCCCCCAGCUAGACUGUGAGCGCCCCCCUGGCAGGGGCCUGGACUCCCCCUUCCUCGGCAUUCGGCCGACGUUUAUGUGCUAUGUGCCCAGCCCGGUGCUAGCUUCCGUGGGAGACACAGAUGAUAAACUUGAAGAGCCUGAAGAGGCAAAUCCAUUCUCUUUUAAAGAGUUUCUGAAAACCAAAAAUCUUGGUCUGUCCAAAGAGGAUGCACCCAACAGUCGGGUUUACUCAAAGGAGACCCCGAGGCACGCCCUGGGGCUUGAACACAGCUCCCCGAGUCCCCAGGCCACGGGCUAUGGCCUGGAAUACCCACAGCAGUUCUUUGAAGACCCGACUGGGGCUGGCGAUCUCCUGGAAGAGGACGAGGACAGCUGGGCCGGGGCCUACCUGCCAUCGGCAGUGGAGCAGACCCACCCGCUGAGGGCUGCCACCGCCAUGUCUCCCUGCAGCACUUACGUGUCCUUCUUCUCCAGCCCUUCAGAGCUUGUGGGCCCCGAGUCUCUGCCCCCGUGGAGUCUGAGUGACCCCGACUCCCGAGCAUCCCCCGCCUCCCCCACGAAUAGUCCAAACCCCGAUUUUGCAGCCCGUGGGGAGACCCUGGGAGACCGGCAGCUGCGGACACUGCAGAUAAGUUACGAAGCACUGAAAGAGGAAAACUCUAAGCUAAGAAGAAAGCUGAAUGAGGUUCAGAGCUUCUCUGAAACUCAAACAGAAAUGGUGCGUACACUUGAACGGAAGCUGGAAGCGAAGAUGGUCAAGGAGGAGCGAGACUACAGGGACCUGGAGUCUGUGGUCCAGCAGGUGGAGCAGAACCUGGAGCUGAUGACUAAACGAGCCGUGAAGGCAGAAACCCACGUCCUGAAGUUGAAGCAGGAAGUCAGUUUGCUCCAGACACAGGUCUGUAACUUCAAGCAGGAGAAUGAAGCUCUGCGGUGUGGCCAGGGCGCUAGCCUAACCACAGUGAGGCAGAACACCGAUGUGGCCCUGCAGAACCUCCGCCUUGUCAUGAGCAACGCCCGGGCGUCCAUCAAGCAGCUGGUGUCUGGAGCGGAAACACUGAAUCUUGUCGCCGAAAUCCUUAAAUCUAUAGACAGGAUUUCCGAGAUUAAAGAGGACCAGGAGGACGAGUCCUGA